GGGCCGGGGGCAGUGGCGGCUGCCGCUCGGCAGCCCAAGGCUCAGCGUCGUCCUGCCGGGGAACUUGUGUCCUGAUGGCUGUAGAUGUGGGGAAAUCACCUUCUGAAGCCUCCCUGAGUGGGGACGCCGAGGGCGAUGGUAAAUGGGACUGCUCAGGGGUGGAUAUGGACUACCCUGAGCUAGCAGACAGCCUGCACCAGCUCCUGGGGCCAGAGGAGGCCACAUCCUGCCCGCAGGGCACAGAGGCUGUGGCCGUGUGUGUUAGGCAAGGAGGUUCGAGCUACCCCGAGGAGGAGUCUUCAGCAUCUGCACCCAGACUUCCCAGAGCAAGGGCAAGCCUCCUACAGACACAGACUUCGCAGCACAGAGCCACCGGUGGUGCCGAUGUGCCUCCUCGUGGUAGCCACUGGUUCCUCUCCUCAGAAGAGCAGCAGGUGAAGGCAUCAGGCUGCUGGGAGCCAGUGUCCAGCCCGCCCAGCCAGCACAGUUCUGCAGAGGAGAGCAUCCUUGCUGGCAGCUGCCAUGAUAACCGUACCAGCCUGGGCAGAAGAUGGGGAGAUCAAUCCCUGUGUCCCUCCACCCCAGAGCUGCUGUGUCCCCAAAGCCCCCCCAGCCCCGGGGGAGCCCUGCGGCGCCGCUCGGCGUCAUGCUUCUCUGCACUGUCUUCAGAAGAAGGUGCCUCCGAGGAGCCCUCUGGGAGCCUGCUGACCAGCACAGACCUGCCUUCCCCUGCAGCCCCCUGCCCCGGGGGGCUGUGCUGUCGCUGGGCAGCAGCAGAAGGCAGGGCACUGCGGAUGUGCAGGUCCUUCAGCCCCUUGGUCGAUGGCCACAGGACCACGGAGUGCAUCCGGGAGAUGUCCUCCUACCAAGCCAACUACUGGGCCUGUGCCAUACCAGAGACCCUGCCGCCCUCUCCGGACCGCCACUCGCCCCACUGGAACCCCAACAAGGAGUACGAGGACUUGCUGGAUUAUGCUUACCCACUGAGGCCAAGGUACAAGCUGGGGAAGCUGCCUGACCCUUUCCUCCACGACUCAGGAAUAGGCCUGGACAGCUUCUCUGCUUCCCUGGAGGGCACCUCGAGGUCUGCCAGCAUCUACGGGCGAGGCGGGCAGGCGCAGGGAGGGGGAGGAAAUGGGCAUCAUAGGUUGGUGGCCUCUGCAGAGAGGUGCUCCACCCCAGGGCCUGGAAGAAGAGGCUGCUCAGGAGCUCGUUUGUGCUGUGAACCCUUACCUGUUGCAGAAGAGUUUUCCUGCCCAAGGAGGACUUCCUCCCACUCUUCUAGAAGUUCUGCUAAGGACCCAACAGCAGAGUCAGCCGGGCUGGGCUCAUCUGGCCACCCUGCUGCGGAUGGCAGAAGCUGGCAUGCCAGAGGGAGCUCCUUCCUGAGCCACAAAGGGCAGGUGAAAAGCACCCAUAGGUUUUUGCCUACAACAGCAGUGCUCCCCCUGAGGAAGGAGUGGGAUGCUGAUGAGGAGUUUCUCUCCCUGCCUCCGAGACUGCUGGAGCUGGAUGGGCUGGCUCAGUUUUUGUCCAGUCUUUCCUUGACUGUGAGGAUGCCUGUGCAGAGCCAUCAGAACCUCCCACACCACCAUGACAGCAGGCAGCCCCCUGCAUCCAGGGCAGCUCCGGGUGGAGAAGCCUGUGGCAGGGACAGAAGAGGGAAUGCUGGCCAUUGUGGGGGGCUGGGGCACCCUUGCAGCCCUCACAAGCCCAGCUGGGACAACAGUGAGUUGUGUGGCCGGAUCCAUAGGGAUCCUCUGCAGGGACUUCAUCUGGCAGCUGGUCUGAGGGACGCGUUGGAUGAUACAUACCUGAAUGAACCCUGGGUCAAGGGGCACCCAAAGAAGAGGCACGAGGGUGAGUCCCUUGCCCAGUGCGUUAAGAUGUUCUGCUGCCAGCUGGAGGAGCUGAUCCAUUGGCUGUACAACGUGGUGGACACAGCUGGCAGCUGGCACCCAGUCUCCUCUGGCACCGAGGGCACGAAGGCCUUGCUGAACCGCUACCUGGAGUUCAGGAAAGAUGUGGCCAGCCACCGGAGCCUGACCAAGAGUGUGCUGGAGAGGGGAGAAGCUCUCCUCGACUGCAUGGCUGUGAGCUCUCCAGCUCUGAAGGACACGCUGGGUUUGAUUGUGAAACAGUCAGAGGAGCUGGAGACCCACGCAGAGCACUUGUAUGAGUCUGUCCUAGCUGCUGCAGGCAAGAACAGGGUAGAGGACAAGGAGGGCACAGCAGAAAGCUGCUCAGUAGGUGCUGCCUCUGUCAGACCUGGGCUUGGUUAAGCCUGUCCUGGGAUGGCUGAAAAUUCCAGAGCACCUCUUCCACAGAGGCCAAAUGCCUGUGGCCACUGUUUGGAGCCAGCCAGCCCAGGCUGGUUGCAGGGCGGUUUUCACUGGCCAGCUGUACAGCAGUUCCCUGCCUGCUGCAACAUCAGGUUAAAGGAGCCGAGUAUGUUGGGGAGUUUGGUGGGGCUGCAGCUGGCCUUUAUCUUUUGGUUUGGUGUUUUUUUAAUGUAGCUUCUUUUUGUUUUAUAUUGGAGAGGCCUGUUCCCUGUGUUAGCAAAACGUCAGGGACAGGCUGGUUUUUAACUGUGUGCUCCAGUGUGUGCCAUGCAAAUCCCUCCUCAGUAAAGGGCUGUGGAGUCCUGUCCUCAUCUGGUGUUUAUACUCUUCAACAAGAGCUGCUGGGAGCCAAGAAGCAGCAGCUCCUCCUGGUUCUUGGGUGCAAACUGACCUCUUGUUUGUAAUUGCCCUUCCCCUGCUGAAGCAGAGCCAAGGUAACUGUCACUUCUCUCGCGCAUAACCACCACAAGCCAAUAUCUGUGUGAACCUGAACAAACAGCUGAGCAGGCUCAGAGGGGCAUCAGGUGAGCUAUAAACUGCUCCCAAGCAUUACCUGCAAGAGUUCUGUUAGAUUCCCUGGGUAAGCAGCUGCACCUUUCUCCUCUCAACAGCUUAGUGCAGGUCAUGGCUGCUCACAAAAGGUUUUUAAAGGCUUGGCAAACCCUUUGCUGCAACAGAAAAGGGCAUCUCUGAAGCAGCAGAACAAGCUAAGAAGGAAAAGAGCCAACUGCAGACUGUUGCCGCUUGGCUUUAACCUUUCAGCUAAUUGGUGAUCAUCCUGUUCUUGUGCAGCAUACAUCAUUUCCUUCCAUUCUUGGGAACAGAACAAAGUGAAGUUAAACUGAAGCAGUUAGGCAGGACAAGUUAACUCGCUGGGGUUGGUUGGUAUUCUCCUCUUCCACCUCAGUCUGAAGGGCAGUUUUGAUUGUUCUCUUGCCAAGUUGCAGGGGAUCAGCAGAAGUUCAAGAAAAAGGAUCAAGCAAAUGGUUCAGGUGAGACUGAUCUCAUUGGCUGUGUUGCCACCAGGUCCUAUAGGCACUCUGGGUGAUGCUUGAACAAAGCCUCUAAGAGGGCAAGACAAGAGGUACAGGCAGGGGAAGGCCACUGCU
Molecule: messenger RNA, 3451 nt
Organism: Pogoniulus pusillus (Red-fronted tinkerbird)
Lineage: Eukaryota; Metazoa; Chordata; Aves; Piciformes; Lybiidae
Gene: CEP68
Product: centrosomal protein 68
Exons: 7
Coding region: 75-2282 (735 amino acids)
Source: RefSeq, a predicted model, not a curated record